Messenger RNA from Panicum virgatum (switchgrass), 797 nucleotides. RefSeq names its product protein CURVATURE THYLAKOID 1A, chloroplastic-like. The coding region runs from base 161 to 610 and encodes 149 amino acids. The record is from RefSeq and is a predicted model, not a curated record. The transcript has 5 exons. Lineage: Eukaryota; Viridiplantae; Streptophyta; Magnoliopsida; Poales; Poaceae. Gene Ontology annotation, cellular component: chloroplast thylakoid membrane; thylakoid.
CAUACGUGCACAAUAACCGCUCCACUUUGGUCGCAUUGCACGCCACAGCAACGAGAGACCGAGCGAGCGAGAGGGAAAAAAAAAGGAGAGGCCGAGAAGCCGCUUCAGCUAGCCGUCGUAGCGAUAAGGGUAGCUGCCCCGAGCUAGCUGGUGCUCCGGCAUGAUGGCGGCCACGGCGUACUCCGUGGCGCUCCUCGGCGGCGCGCGCCUUCCCGCCGCCCCGCGCUCCGCCGCCCUCCCGCGCCGCAGCGCCUGCCAGCUCCGCCUCCAAGAUGCGCCGAGGCUCUCCCUGCUCCGCGUGAAGGCCGCCUCCGAGGACACCUCGGCCUCCGCCGACGAGCUCAUCGAGGACCUCAAAGCCAAGUGGGACGCCGUUGAGGACAAACCCACCGUGCUCCUGUACGGCGGCGGCGCCAUCGUCGCGCUCUGGCUGACGUCCGUGGUCGUCGGCGCCAUCAACGCCGUGCCUCUGCUACCCAAGAUCAUGGAGCUCGUUGGCCUCGGCUACACCGGCUGGUUCGUCUACCGCUACCUCCUCUUCAAGGAAAGCCGGAAAGAGUUGGCUAGCGACAUUGAGACCUUGAAGAAAAAGAUCACCGGAACAGAAUAAACGCACGCUCUUGGAGAGUUUUGAGUGGUUCUUUCAUCUUGGGGGAGAAAAUAUGUAAUGGGAGAACCGUCUGCUUGAGUACUACUGCCGAUGUGUGCUAUAUAUCUGGAUACAAAGGAAGCUUUGUUAUGUUGUGCAGUAACAUUGUAGUUUAAAUAUAUCGCUCUACCAGUUUGUUUAAUUUCUC